CUCCCGCCAUACCCCAUCACACCCCGUCCCACAUCCCAAACCCCUCGGGCUGGACCAAAAUACUUUCCGCCGAACACCCUCCCAGAAGAUGAUAACAUGGAACGCGCCUUAGACCUCCUAGACACGAUCCCCGACCCACCUUCCCCUCGCACCCCUCGCUCCCCCCAAACACACCCACCCCUAUUCCACAAACCAAGGUCCUCCUCGCCUGGUUCCAGGUCUUUGACUACUCCGGAAAAGACGUCGCUGAACAAGCCACAAUCAUCGCAGAACGCAUCUGGGCUAGCAGACCUACCAACUGGAUUCUUAGUCCACAAGGUAUCAGAAGAGACCAUGAAUCUAAUCCUAAACCAAAGAAUCUGGUCAACGAUGGAUAUAACAUUUGAAGCCCUACCAUUCAACUGUGCCCAUCCUCCAGAACUUCUCUUCUGCCUCUCCGGCUUCACCACACUCGAUGCAGACGCCGUCUGGUCUCAAGACGAGAUCAGGCACCAAAUCGAAGACUGCCUCUCAAAAUGCGGGCUACCCGACGACGAGCUAAUAUACAAGGCCGCGCGAGACUUUAUCGAGUCCGCACGCGCCGAGCUCCUCCACUUCAAGAUCACAGGAGGCCUCUCAGUGCCACGCUUUAAUAUAUUUGCCACCAGCCCUACCAAUGACGCGAAAACCUGGACGAACUUGAGAAGCCUCCUACAUGCCCUCAAAUACCCCACAGGCCUCGACGGCUGUGGGUCAACAACUCCCCUCUUCCCCUGCCAAAUAUGUCACUCCCUCACUCACCCAAGAGGACUCUGCCCGUUCCCGCUCGUCCCGCUCUGGAAUGGCCCAAAAUCAGGGAACCGAAACGUGGCCAGCAUACCUCGCGGAAGGCCUGGACGCAACGCCUAAGCACAUAUCAUGAGCCGUCAGCUUCCACCAUCCGAAGAUAUCGCACAUACUUAAUCCACACCUCGUACUACAUAGCCCCCUCAGUCCAUACUAUGUACCUCGAACUACCCAGUCAAUUUACUCACAUCACCC
This is a messenger RNA of Suillus subalutaceus, 1020 nucleotides long. RefSeq lists its product as uncharacterized. The record is from RefSeq and is a predicted model, not a curated record. The transcript is spliced from 6 exons. The annotation marks the transcript as partial. NCBI's taxonomy places the organism in Eukaryota, Fungi, Basidiomycota, Agaricomycetes, Boletales, Suillaceae.